Molecule: messenger RNA, 3893 nt
Organism: Hippocampus comes (tiger tail seahorse)
Lineage: Eukaryota; Metazoa; Chordata; Actinopteri; Syngnathiformes; Syngnathidae
Gene: atp2a1l
Product: ATPase sarcoplasmic/endoplasmic reticulum Ca2+ transporting 1, like
Exons: 23
Coding region: 172-3219 (1015 amino acids)
Biological process (GO): calcium ion transport
Cellular component (GO): membrane
Molecular function (GO): P-type calcium transporter activity; ATP hydrolysis activity; ATP binding
Source: RefSeq, a predicted model, not a curated record
AGUAUGCACUUAUUCGCUCUUUCUGUCAGACCAGCACUCCUGAAUCGGAGGGUGCCACUUAAGGGCGAGGGUGGUGGAUCCAGGGUGCACGCACUUGUAGACGAGUAGACCCAUCGGGAGAGCGCGGACAGGAACCGUCGUACGGCCCCGUCCCUCAUCUAUCCCAACAGGAUGGAGAACGCACACACCAAGACUCCGGCAGAAUGCCUGGCUUACUUCGGCGUGAACGAGCACUCGGGUCUGACCCCCGACCAGUUCAAGAAGAAUCUGGACAAGUACGGCUUCAACGAGCUGCCCGCUGAGGAGGGCAAGAGCAUCUGGGAGCUGAUCAUUGAGCAGUUUGAGGACUUGCUGGUCAGAAUCCUGCUGCUGGCCGCCUGCAUCUCUUUUGUUCUGGCUUGGUUUGAAGAAGGCGAGGAGACCGUCACCGCCUUCGUGGAGCCCUUCGUCAUCCUCCUCAUCCUCAUCGCUAAUGCUGUGGUCGGAGUGUGGCAGGAGCGUAAUGCUGAGGAUGCCAUCGAGGCUCUCAAGGAGUACGAGCCUGAGAUGGGCAAAGUCUACCGUUCUGACAGAAAGAGCGUGCAGAGGAUCAAGGCCAGAGAAAUUGUCCCCGGAGACAUCGUGGAGGUGUCUGUUGGUGACAAAGUCCCCGCUGACAUCAGACUUGUUUCCAUCAAGUCCACCACCCUGCGUGUUGACCAGUCCAUCCUCACCGGUGAGUCCGUCAGUGUGAUCAAGCACACCGAGUUGGUUCCCGACCCCAGGGCCGUCAACCAGGACAAGAAGAACAUGCUUUUCUCUGGCACCAACAUCGCCGCCGGCAAGGCCAUCGGUGUGGCCAUCGCCACCGGAGUCUCCACCGAGAUCGGGAAGAUCCGCGACCAGAUGGCCGCCACCGAGCAGGAGAAGACCCCUCUGCAGGCCAAGCUGGAUGAGUUCGGGGAGCAGCUGUCCAAGGUCAUCUCUCUGAUCUGCGUCGCCGUCUGGGCCAUCAACAUUGGCCACUUCAACGACCCCGUCCACGGAGGCUCUUGGAUCCGCGGCGCCGUCUACUACUUCAAGAUCGCCGUCGCCUUGGCUGUGGCCGCCAUCCCUGAGGGUCUGCCCGCUGUCAUCACCACCUGCCUGGCCCUCGGGACCCGUCGUAUGGCCAAGAAGAACGCCAUUGUCAGAAGCCUGCCCUCUGUGGAGACGCUUGGCUGCACCUCUGUCAUCUGCUCCGACAAGACUGGCACCCUCACCACCAACCAGAUGUGCGUGACCAAGAUGUUUAUCGUCAAGAGGGUCGAGGGCAGCCACGUUGACCUUGACGCCUUCGAUAUCUCCGGAUCCAAGUACACCCCAGAAGGCGAGGUUUCCCAGGCUGGUGCAAAGACCAACUGCAGCGCCUACGACGGUCUUGUGGAGCUCGCCACCAUCUGCGCACUGUGCAAUGACUCCUCUUUGGACUACAACGAGUCGAAAAAGAUUUACGAGAAGGUCGGUGAGGCCACCGAAACCGCCCUGUGCUGCCUGGUAGAGAAGAUGAACGUGUUCAACUCCAACGUGAAGAACCUGUCCAAAAUUGAGAGAGCCAACGCUUGCUGCUCUGUCAUCAAGCAGCUCAUGAAGAAGAACUUCACUCUGGAGUUCUCCCGCGACAGGAAGUCCAUGUCCGUGUACUGCACUCCCACCAAGGGUGAAGGCGGUGCCAAGAUGUUUGUGAAGGUCGGUGCCCUUCUCUUGAGCCAAACGUUUCAACUUGCCCAGCACAGGCGUCAAAACGAUGUGGCUCCGCAGGGCGCCCCCGAAGGCGUGAUCGACAGGUGCAUGUACGUGCGCGUUGGCACCACCCGCGUCCCCCUGACCAACGCCAUCAAGGAGAAGAUCAUGACCGUGAUCAGGGACUGGGGUACCGGCCGUGACACCCUGCGUUGCCUGGCCCUGGCCACCUGCGACAACCCUCUGAAGCCCGAAGAGAUGAACUUGGAGGACUCCACCAAGUUUGCCGAUUACGAGACUGACCUGACAUUUGUGGGCUGCGUGGGAAUGCUCGAUCCCCCUCGUAAGGAGGUGACUGGCUCCAUCGAGCUGUGCCGAGCUGCCGGAAUCCGUGUCAUUAUGAUCACCGGUGACAACAAGGGAACCGCCAUCGCCAUCUGCCGUCGUAUUGGCAUCUUCAGUGAGGAUGAGGAUGUGGAAAGCAAGGCCUACACCGGCCGCGAGUUUGACGAUCUGCCCACCUACGAGCAGUCCGAGGCCGUCCGGAGAGCUUGCUGCUUUGCCCGUGUGGAGCCAGCCCACAAGUCCAAGAUUGUUGAGUACCUGCAGGGUUACGAUGACAUCACCGCCAUGACCGGUGAUGGUGUGAACGAUGCCCCCGCCCUGAAGAAGGCCGAGAUCGGCAUCGCCAUGGGCUCUGGCACUGCCGUUGCCAAGUCUGCCUCUGAGAUGGUCCUGGCUGACGACAACUUCUCUUCCAUUGUGGCUGCUGUCGAGGAGGGCAGAGCUAUCUACAACAACAUGAAGCAGUUCAUUCGCUACCUCAUCUCCUCCAACGUGGGUGAGGUCGUCUGUAUCUUCCUGACUGCCGCUCUGGGUCUGCCCGAGGCUCUGAUCCCCGUGCAGCUCCUGUGGGUCAACCUUGUAACUGACGGUCUGCCCGCCACCGCUCUGGGCUUCAACCCUCCUGAUCUGGACAUCAUGGGCAAGCCCCCACGAUCCCCCAAAGAGCCCCUGAUCUCUGGCUGGCUUUUCUUCAGAUACAUGGCCAUCGGUGGAUAUGUCGGUGCUGCUACCGUUGGUGGAGCUGCCUGGUGGUUCCUUUAUGACACCACCGGUCCUGGAGUCACCUACCACCAGUUGUCCCACUUCAUGCAGUGCCACGACGAGAACGAGGACUUCUCCGGUGUUGAUUGUGAAAUCUUUGAGGCUUCUCCUCCCAUGACCAUGGCUCUGUCCGUACUGGUCACCAUUGAGAUGUGCAAUGCUCUCAACAGCUUGUCUGAGAACCAGUCCCUGAUCCGCAUGCCUCCAUGGAGCAACAUGUGGCUUCUCGCUGCCAUGACCCUCUCCAUGUCCUUGCACUUCAUGAUCAUCUAUGUUGACCCUCUGCCCAUGAUCUUCAAAUUGACCCAUUUGACUAUUGACCAGUGGAUUAUGGUCCUCAAACUUUCCUUCCCCGUCAUCUUGAUUGACGAGGUGUUGAAGUUUGCUGCCCGUAACUACGUUGAGUGCUAAUUCAGUCCAACAUCACCGUUACUCUGUAACUAAAGUAAGGUACAGAAGUUAUUUAGAGAUAUAGAAGAAGGAGAUCUUAAAAGGGUUGUAUAGAAAUAAUUGGAGAAGAGCAAGACAGAGACAGAGAGAGAGAGAAAGGAGCAUCACAACCAUAAGGCCCAGCUGAACCAACCAUCAGAGGAGAGAAGAUAAAAUACAGGGAAAUGUGCACCAAAAAAAAAAAGAAAAAAGAAUAGCCCUAUAUAAAGAGAUUGAAAUCUCAAAGGGAGAUGUCCCUGCAAAUUCAGUAUCAAAGUAUUUAAGAUUUUAUUCUAAGAAAUGAUGUAUUAAAAGUGACUUUUUUUGUUAAACUUGGAUAUUCUCAGCUGUUGUGUUUUUGUGUCCUCUGUCCAUUUUCCUAUGAUAGAUUUUUCAGCUCAUGACUUUUACUCUUUUUAGUCUUUACUGCCUCGUGCAGGCGCCCUGCUUCAGGUGAGCUCUGCACAGUGUGCUGUAGGGUUGCAUUAAUGAAGGGCAAAAAAGCCAACAUCCAUCCAGCGGCCAGGGAUUCAACUCUCUCGGCUAGCUGCAGUCAGUGGUCUCUGGACACACGUUGGGCAUGUCCAUGCAGUCUCAACACUUUUGGUCUUAUAUAUUGUUUACGCGAUGAGAUGAAAUAAAAUGAUGAUGACAAA